Molecule: messenger RNA, 523 nt
Organism: Pseudopodoces humilis (Tibetan ground-tit)
Lineage: Eukaryota; Metazoa; Chordata; Aves; Passeriformes; Paridae
Source: RefSeq, a predicted model, not a curated record
AUGGGCAACGUUUGGGCCGCCGGAUCCCCCCCUCCCCCUCCCAGCGCCCCUCCCCCACUUCUCCCCGUGCCCCCCCCAGGUUUUGGGGGUCCCCCCCCCGAACCGGGCGGGGACCCCCUCCCCAACCCCGGAGCUUUCGAGGAAUGUCACCGGCGCUGCAAGGAAUUUUUCACCGUUUCCAUCCGGAAUUUUGGGAAUUCCGGGAUUUUCCCGCUUUUCCAGGUGAACCACACGGUUGCCCUGAGCACUUUGGGCGAGUCCAAUUAUCAUUUCGGGGCCACCUACGUGGGAACGAAGCACCUGAGCCCAACCGAGGCAUUCCCAGUGCUGGUGGGGGACAUGGACAACAGCGGGAGCCUCAACGCUCAGGUGGUUCACCAGGUGAGCUCCCGGAUCCGCUCCAAGGUGGCUUUCCAGACUCAGCAGUCCAAGUUUGUGAACUGGCAGCUGGACGGGGAAUAUCGGGGCGGAGACUUCACGGCGGCGCUGACCCUGGGCAACCCCGACAUCCUGAUGGGCUCGG